Messenger RNA from Mytilinidion resinicola, 3936 nucleotides. Its product is annotated as heavy metal translocatin. Gene Ontology annotation, cellular component: membrane. The coding region runs from base 163 to 3936 and encodes 1257 amino acids. The record is from RefSeq and is a predicted model, not a curated record. Lineage: Eukaryota; Fungi; Ascomycota; Dothideomycetes; Mytilinidiales; Mytilinidiaceae. Gene Ontology annotation, biological process: copper ion homeostasis; monoatomic cation transport. The transcript is spliced from 2 exons. Gene Ontology annotation, molecular function: ATP hydrolysis activity; ATP binding; P-type divalent copper transporter activity.
GCUACUUUGAACAACCGCGUUGAUUAAUCAAAUCAAUCCAAUCAGUCAACCGAUAGUUUCAUACACUACACCAUCGCCACAGAGGUACUACCAGCUGUACUUGCUGUACGCCUCAACAACAGGAUAGCCGCGUGUCCCAUUCCGACACCGCCCUCUACCACCAUGGCACUACCAUCGCCCACGUCCACGCAAGGGCGUGCCAGCAUUACGACUACGGUGUUCAUAUCGAACCUGCACUGCCCGUCAUGCAUCGUUAGUAUCCAAGGGGCUUUGAGUGCUCUGCAUCCCCCGCCUGAGGUCGUCUCCCACUCCAUCGUCUCCCACGAGGUGAUACUGCGCCACAGCGCCCAAGUCUCUGUCGACGCGAUCCUGGAUGCUCUAGAGCUUGCGGGCUUCGAGGUACAUUCCAUCUUCCAGGACUCUGAGAUCGGUAUUGGAGUCGAGAGCGAGCGAAGAAGCCCCGAGUGGCAAAACAGCCUCGAGCAAGCGGUAAACCGGUGGCGGCAUUCGCGAGGGCAUGCGAGGGAGGACGAUAUGCAGAAGAGGAAGAGACAUGUGGAGCAGUGCGCGCUUUGUCGAAUUGAAGAGGGGGAUGUGGGGGGGUCUGUGAAGGUGAGGCAGGAGAGUGGGUCGAGCGCUGCGUUGACUGAGAAAGAGGAGAUCAAAAGGGAGGAAGAUGUGGGAGAGGUGGAGAUGAAAGGGGAUGGCUUUGUUUUCGUUGAUGAUGGAGCUGGAGAUGGGUUGUGGAGAGCCACCCUUGCGAUUUCGGGGAUGACGUGCGCGUCGUGUGUGGCGAGUAUCUCGAGGGUGGUGGGCGAGUUGGGCUGGGUGAGGUCGGUGGAUGUUAAUCUGCUUACUGCGAGUGGGUCGGUCGUGUUUGAGGGGAAGCAUCAUGCGGCCGAGGUUGUGGAGGUGGUUGAGGAUGCUGGGUUUGAGGUUACGCUGCAGUCGCUGGUUGAAGUUGCCAAAGCGCCGGUGAAGAAGUCAGCAACGGUACCGGGAGCGGAGCGGUGGAAAGCGACGUACUCAAUCGAGGGUAUGACUUGCAGCUCUUGUGUGGGGAAUGUUACGGAUGCGGUCAAGGGGUACACCUGGAUCGAGCACGUGGACGUCAAUCUCGUUUCGAAUAGCGCUACCGUGACGUUUACUGGGAAGGACCAUCUUGCGGAGAUUCAAGAGGCUAUUGAGGACUCGGGUUAUGGUGCUACUCUCGAUACCAUACUCCCUAUCGAUCAACAGCAAGAGGUGGCUCAAGAGAGAUCUAUGGCGAUCCGCAUAGAGGGAAUGUUCUGCCACCACUGUCCCCCACGGAUCAUCGCUGCCCUGAACGAAAUCUACGGCGACAAGAUCGAGUGCGAAAAGCCACCCUUGAACGAAAAGACUGGCCUCCUCAGAAUCAAAUAUCUUCCCUCGCCACCCGACUUCACCAUCCGCCACAUCGUCGACUCAAUAUCAGCAAUCGACGCCAUCUUCAAACCCUCCAUCUACCACCCUCCCACACUCGAAGAGCGUGCCCACGACAUGCACGCCCGAGAACGCCGCCGCAUCCUCUUCCGCCUCGUUCUCUCCUUUACUAUCGCCAUCCCAACAUUCAUCCUAGGCAUCGUCUACAUGUCUCUGGUCCCCGCUUCAAACCGCCAACGUCGCUACCUCAUGGAGCCCAUGUGGGCUGGGAACAUUCCCCGCAUCCAAUGGGCUCUCUUCUUCCUCUCUACCCCAGUCUAUCUUUUCGCUGCGGAUACUUUCCAUGUGCGAGCGCUGAAGGAGCUACGCGCGAUGUGGAGGCCGGGUAGUCGGACCCCUUUCUUCCAACGGUUUUAUCGGUUUGGAAGCAUGAAUAUGCUUAUGAGUCUUGGAACGACCAUUGCGUAUUUCGCGUCGAUUGUGGAGUUGAUCAGAGCGGGGUUGAAGAAGUCGACUGGGAGCUUAAGUGAUUCGUACUUCGACUCCGUCGUGUUCCUUACUAUGUUCUUGCUUAUUGGACGGUUUUUGGAAGCGUACAGCAAAGCGAAGACCGGGGAUGCGGUCACCUCGUUGGGGAAGCUUCGACCAGAUGAAGCGAUUCUCGUUGGAGUUUCUGGAACUGGAGAUCGGAAGAUAUCAGUCGACUUGCUUGAGAUUGGGGAUGUUGUGAGGGUUCCGCACGGCACUUCUCCCCCAUUCGAUGGACUCAUCGCCGCCGGAUCAGCCAAAUUCGAUGAAUCUAGUCUUACUGGAGAAGCAAGACUCGUGAACAAGGAACCAGGCGACACCGUCUUCUCCGGCACCAUCAACAAAGGCGGCGCGAUCACCGUUCAAAUCAAUACAGUCUCCGGUACCUCGAUGCUCGAUCAGAUCAUCAACGUAGUCCGCGAAGGUCAGGCGAGGCGCGCGCCUGUCGAGAGGGUCGCCGAUGUAAUCACUAGCCACUUCGUUCCAUUCGUAGUGCUCGUUGCUAUCGUCACUUGGGUGAUAUGGCUGUCACUUGGCCUCACCGGUACUAUCCCGGACGACUGGCGUGAUAAAGAUUCUGGAGGCUGGGAAUUGUGGUCCCUCCGCUUCGCUAUCGCCGUCUUCGUCGUAGCGUGUCCUUGCGGGAUCGGUCUUGCUGCGCCCACUGCUCUGUUCGUCGGCGGUGGGUUGGCUGCUAAACAUGGUAUCUUAGUGAAAGGAGGUGGUGAAGCCUUUCAAGAAGCUAGUUCCCUCGAUUGUAUCGUCUUCGAUAAGACUGGGACGCUGACGCAAGGCGGAGAUCCGGAAGUGACGGACUACGAGAUCAUCGAUGGCCAAGGCGAAGGAGUCGCUCUCGGUAUGGCCACGAAGCUGGAAGAAAGCAGUACCCAUCCUAUCGCUAAAUCCCUCGUCGCUUUCUGUGCCUCGAAAGUCAAUUCGGAGAGUACUCUCAUCUCUAUCGAUGAGAUUCCUGGAAAGGGUCUGAAGGGGGUUUUCAAACCUACCUCUGAAACAACUACAGCCCCUAUCACCGCACUCAUAGGCAACGAGACUUUCAUGGUCGAUCACGGCGUCGUUAUUCCCGCUUCCACCUCCACAACUCUCAACAAGUGGAAAUCAGAGGGUAAAUCCGUCGCCCUCUUCGCCAUCUCCUCCACCACAUCAUCCGCAGACUUCAUCCUCUCCGCCACCUUCGCAAUCUCCGACCCCCUCCGCCCCGAAGCCGCUUCCACAAUAUCCUCCCUUCACGCCAGUGGCAUCGAUGUCUGGAUGCUCUCCGGCGACAACGAAACCACCGCCCGUGCCGUCGGCGCCUCCGUCGGCAUCCCCUCUGAUCACGUCAUCGCAGGCGUGCUGCCCUCCCAAAAAGCCGAGAAGAUUAAAUACCUCCAACGUACCCUCCCCUCCCCACGCAAAUUCGGUAGCCGGGGAAAGGCCCGCGCAACCGUCGCGAUGGUCGGCGACGGUAUUAACGACGCGCCCGCGCUCGCUACUGCAGACGUCAGUAUCGCGAUCGGGAGUGGUAGCGAUGUCGCUGUUUCGUCUGCUUCUUUCGUUCUGAUUACGUCGGAUCUAAGGUCGAUCACGACGUUGAUUCGGUUGAGCAAGAAGGUUUUCAGGCGAGUGAAGUUUAAUUUCGGCUGGGCGCUGGUGUAUAACCUAAUUGCGAUGCCGGUGGCAGCAGGGGCGUUGUUUGCAGUGCGCACCGGGGGUGGGGGGCAUGUGAGGUUGGAUCCGGUGUGGGCGAGUUUGGCGAUGGCGAUGAGUAGUCUCUUAGAUGCCCGAUCUACUUCGUUUUCCGUUUCUAACUUCACCUAUCGCACUCUCUCAACUGUCUCCGUGUUCCUCUUCCCAAAUAUCCUCCAAAUCCUCACUAACACUAUCAUCACCGUCUCCCCCAACCCCUCCCAGACUCUCCCCAACACCCGCUUCCCCGCCCUCCCUACCACCGCCCUGACAUCCCCACAAGCACCUCUGCCACCCUUUCCGGCGUCAAAUCAGUAA